Messenger RNA from Nylanderia fulva, 538 nucleotides. RefSeq lists its product as uncharacterized. Gene Ontology annotation, cellular component: cytosol; nucleus. Gene Ontology annotation, biological process: protein maturation; intracellular iron ion homeostasis. Gene Ontology annotation, molecular function: 2 iron, 2 sulfur cluster binding. The record is from RefSeq and is a predicted model, not a curated record. NCBI's taxonomy places the organism in Eukaryota, Metazoa, Arthropoda, Insecta, Hymenoptera, Formicidae.
CUGUUUAUUCUUAUUACUAUAUGGAUUAACGGCUCGACCAUCUGUGUUCAAGUUCAUUUAAAGAGGUUAGAAGAGUGCUGGCAUUUAAAAAAGCAAUAUUGGACAUUUAAUAGCAGAUGACACAGAACCUGCUGUGUUAAGAGAAAUCGUGCGUGACUAUGUCAUAUAGCGAGGAAUAUAUUAAAAACAAAGUGACAGAUGAAUUGAAAACUUUACAUGUGGAGGUAGUAGAUCAAUCUGAUGGUUGUGGUGCCAAAUUCUCAAUAGUCGUUGUCUCUGAACUAUUCCAAGGAAAGCCCAUCGUGCAACGUCACAGGCUUGUGCAUGGAGUCUUGAAAGAAGAAUUGAAGACAAUUCAUGCUAUUACAAUAACGGCAUUAACACCAGAGCAAUGGGAAAAAUCCAAAAGUUGACUGUUGAAUCUUAUUAAAUUUCUUUCAUAUGGAUGAAAUUUGAUAACGGUUACUUUUAUCACAGCCGUUUUGUAUAUUAGCCAUUUUUAAUAAGUUAUAUAAAUGAAGAAGUGAUACGAAUAUUA